Messenger RNA from Hydra vulgaris (swiftwater hydra), 1751 nucleotides. Its product is annotated as dynein regulatory complex subunit 2. Gene Ontology annotation, cellular component: axoneme; axonemal dynein complex. Gene Ontology annotation, biological process: axonemal dynein complex assembly; cilium-dependent cell motility; regulation of cilium movement. Lineage: Eukaryota; Metazoa; Cnidaria; Hydrozoa; Anthoathecata; Hydridae. The record is from RefSeq and is a predicted model, not a curated record.
CAACCAAAAUGGCUGUAAAUGCACAUUUUUACAUUUUUUGAAUUUAAAUAAAUUGAAAUUGCAUUUUUCUAAUAAAUGAAACAAAUAAUUAAAUUAAAAUAAAUGAAUACAACAAAUAAAACUUAAAUUAUAAAAGUUGGAUGACUUGAUUGUACUUUUCUUUAACAAAGACAAAAUAAAACACAAUGGCGAAUGCUAAAAAAGGUGGAAAAGGAAAACUUGCAAAAAUGACUGAAGAAGAAAAACUUCUCCACAUAGAAAAAAUUUCAAUUGCUGCUGAAAAUAAAAGAAAAGAGAGUGAAGAAAUAGCAUUAAAACAAUUAAAAGAGAAACUUUUACAGGAAGAAAAGAACACAAAAAUUAACUCUUUAAAACUUCAAUCGCAAUGGAGAGUUAUUAUGAGAGAAGCGAAAUCUUCUGAGUUAAAGAAAGAUAUUGAGGUUUUGAACCACACAUUUGAUAGAAUAGUUGAUCAAAAAGAUUCUAUUAUUAAAUCGUUACUUAAAGAUAUUGAAGAAGCUGAAGAUCAACACCAGACUGCAAUUAAAAGUCAUCUUUAUAACUUACAGAAACUUUUAGAGUUUCAAAGUGUUCGUUUAUUACAAGCUGAUGAGGAUUUCGCUAAAGAGUUUGAUGCUCUUAAUGAUGAGUUUAAAAAGGAAAGAACUAAUUUGAUUGAACAACACGCAAAAGAAAUGGAAGAGAUGGCAGACAUAUUGUUUACUAUGGAACAUGACUUUGAAGAAGCUGAAUCAGAUGCUCGUCAAGAAUUCCAUAGCUUAUAUGACGAAGUUAAAAAUAAGAAUUUAGAGGAAAAGCAUGCUUUAAGAAUACAGUUGGAAGGUCAAGUUGAAGAGCUGUGGAAGAGUUUUCAAACAGCUUUAAAAAACUAUAACGACCAAACAGAGGAACGCAAAAAUGCUUUUGAAGCAUUGAAAAUAAAAGAUGAUAGAAACACACAAGAAAUGGAUAUGCAGAUGAGGAAAAUACAAAGAAUUCAGGACAGAAUAAGUCAAGUCAAGGCUAAAAUGGCUUCAAUUACAAAAGAAUAUGAAGAAAAAAAUAGAGUUAUUAAAGAGGAACGAGAAAGUAUUGCUCAUCAGUAUCAUCAACUUAAAGAUCAAAUGAAUAAAUUUAGAGAAAAGCAAAGAUCUGAAUUAACAACGCUUAUUAUUCAAAGUAACUCAGUUAUCAAAGAGCUAGAACGAAAGAAAGAAAAGGGUGAAAAGAUAUUAAAGCUUGCUGAAAGGUGUAGGAAAUUAGAGACAGAAGAAGAAAAAAUUCUUCCAUUUUAUUCUACUUCAUUGAAUGUAUUAGAAGAAAAGCAAGUAGAGGAGUUCAAUCAGGAAAAACCCUCAGAACCUCUUGCAGAGCUUUUUCAUGAAUAUUCAUCUUUGGAAAACUUUUGGAAAAGAUACAAUAAAGUGCUACUUGACAAAAUAGCUUUAAGUAAUGAGAAAAAUGCACUAUGUCAAGAAAAUCAACAACUGAAAUCGCUAUUAAAACAAUAUUUAGAUGGAAUAUCUGUGAAUGACGAAAUUCUAACAAAAGCAAACCCCUUAUUUAUAAUAAACAACAAAACGAACGUGAGUUUGGCUGUACCCGUGACUGAUACAAGAGUUCAAUAUAAACGUCCGGUAACAGUUAUCGAGGCUUCUCAUAUUGUUAAAAAUAUUGUUUGAAACCAUUCAAAAAAAAAAAAAAAUUACAUUUCGGAAAACGUUUUUAGAAUAAAAAUGCUGCAAUUAUAA